Molecule: messenger RNA, 1563 nt
Organism: Hydra vulgaris (swiftwater hydra)
Lineage: Eukaryota; Metazoa; Cnidaria; Hydrozoa; Anthoathecata; Hydridae
Source: RefSeq, a predicted model, not a curated record
AUGCCAAGAAACUACAUUAAGAAAAAAGAAUCUCGAAGAAAAACAUAUGCACCUAAUUUGUUGCAAAAUGCCAUUUCGAAAGUUAAAAAUAAAGAAAUGACUUCGUAUGCUGCAUCAAAAGAAUAUGGUGUUCCAAGAAGUACAAUUGCAAGACAUCUUCUAGGCAUAAAAUGCUCAAAAGUUGGUGAAGGGCGACCAAACCGAUUAUCUGCUGAUGCUGAAAAAGAUCUUGUUUCACUUUUAUCUGCAUUUUCUGAUUUUGGAUUUGGAUUAGAUAAAAAACAAUUUAUGAAACUUGUUCAAACGUAUAUUGAAUUAAACGGAUUUCAGAAAAAAUUUGUUAAUGGUGUUGCUGGUGAUCAGUGGUUUUGUAAUUUUUUAAAUCGUUGGCAGAAAGAAAUAUCUAUAAGAACUCCAGAGCUUUUGACAUUAACAAGAGCCUUAGCUUGUAAUAAAACUGUAAUUGAUGCUUGGUUUUUAUUACUUAAAGCAACAUUGGAAAAAUGUGACAUUAUGAAUAGACCUGCCCAAAUACUAAACUGCGAUGAAAGUGGGUUUUGCACUAACCCAAUAAAUAAAAAAAUUAUUUGCAAAAGAGGUAUUAAAAACCCUGUAUCUAUUGCUCCUGGAUCAGGAAAAGAACAGUUUACUGUACUAGCAACAAUAUCAGCUGCAGGAAGAAAUUUUCCUCCAUUUAUUUUAUUUGCUGGGAAGAAUUUGUAUAAAGAGUGGAUGACUGGUGGACCAAAUGGUUCCUUAUAUGGGGUGACAAAAAACGGUUGGAUGGAAACAGAAGUUUUCACUGAAUACUUUAACCAUCUUGUUUUAUGGUUGAAAGACACACCCAAGCCUGUUUUGCUUAUCUUUGAUGGUCACAUUAGUCAUAUUUCUUUAGAAACUGUUAAAAAAGCAGUUGAAAAUCAUAUAACUAUUUUGUGUUUGCCAGCACACUGUUCGCAUUUGCUUCAGCCACUUGAUGUAGGAGUCUUUCGCCAAGUUAAACAUGUAUGGCGUGAAAUUCUGGCCAAUUGGUAUACCGAGUCAAGGCUGAAGGUGGUUGGGAAAUCUGUUUUUCCAUCUUUAUUAAAAAAACUUUAUGAUACCUCCUUUAAGCCAGCUCAUUUAGUACAAUCCUUUGCCAAAACUGGAAUUUUUCCCUUUGAUCCAUCUGCUAUAGCAUCUGACAAGUUAAAUCCUUCUGAAAUCUAUGAACACCCUUUUUCUCAGAAAACAAAUAACUAUAAUAAUAACGUCCCUCAAAACAUCGUUUUAGACACCAAUGUCAAUGAUCAGAACGAUACUUAUUGUUCUACUGGAAAUAAAAUCAUUAGAGAAAUAGUGAAAGAACAGUUAAUGGCCACAAAGGGUGAUGGUCGUUCAUACAACAAACGACCUACAAAAAAAAUAAAAAGACACUAUGGAGCUUGUGGUGGGAGAGAAUUUCCGAAAUUUAAUAAACUUGCUCUCCCGUGUAUUAAAGACUUAAGAGAGAGCUCCGAACAAAAAAAUGCAUCUUCCGAAUAUACCCCGAUUGGCAAAGGUAAUUUAUUUGAUAUAGAAUAA